CGUAACAGGCAUGUGGCUCCUGAGACCGACCACAGUGCUGUUAGGACUGGUGGGGAGCAGAGGAACACUGAGAGCCAUGUGUGCACAGGCUACUGAUUGGCAAAGUGCCAAGUCAAUCUAUGAGUUCUCUGCCAAGGAUAUUGAUGGCAAUGAGGUGUCUCUCGAUAAAUACAGAGGGAACGUCUGCAUCAUUGUAAAUGUAGCCUCUAAAUGAGGAAAGACAAAGGUAAACUACACUCAGCUAGCGGGAAUGCACGCCUCCUACGCUGAGAAAGGUUUACGCAUCCUGGCCUUCCCAUGCAACCAGUUUGGAGGACAGGAGCCGGGGACUGAUGCAGAGAUUAAAGAGUUCGCAAAAGGUUAUAAUGCAGAGUUUGACCUCUUCAGUAAGAUUGAUGUGAAUGGAGACAAUGCUCACCCUCUGUGGAAGUGGAUGAAGGCUCAGCCUAAAGGCAAAGGAACUCUGGGAAAUAACAUCAAAUGGAACUUCACAAAGUUUCUUAUAAAUAAAGAAGGACUAGUGGUGAAGAGGUACGGUCCAACAGAUGAUCCCAGCGUGGUGGAGAAAGACCUGCCCACUUACAUGUAAUACUACAGUCUCCCAUGUCUUCUACUCCUGACGCCUCCUAUGGACUUCUGGUUAUUGGUGUGUGUGUGUGUCUGGGCCAGUGACGGCCUGUCUGUAAACCCAGUAUUGGGUAGGACUGGCCUGAUGAACCCUGCGUGCAACUAACCUCCAGAGCACACCCACACUAAACCCUUGAAGACCAUAUGAGUGGAUAUUCACUCCACCCUUCACAUCAUACAACUCAAAACACCCGUUCCUUUGUCUAUUACAAAUGCCAUCUACAGUAUAUAUUUCUGAAUGUUAAUUGUCAAACUUGUUCAUGUGUCAAUGUCAGUUUUCUCAGUCAAUGGAUUUCACAGACAUCUGUAAAACUACUGAUGAUAAUAGUAUUUGCACUUAACAUGUCAGUUGUAUCUAAAACUAGACCUGAUAAUGAUUAUGUGAUGAAGCUGGAAAAUAAAUGCUGUCUUGGAUAUUAAUCUACCAGUGUAGAUACACUUAUUAAAAUGAUGGAACCUGA
Messenger RNA from Scomber japonicus (chub mackerel), 1088 nucleotides. Its product is annotated as phospholipid hydroperoxide glutathione peroxidase-like. NCBI's taxonomy places the organism in Eukaryota, Metazoa, Chordata, Actinopteri, Scombriformes, Scombridae. The record is from RefSeq and is a predicted model, not a curated record. The transcript has 7 exons. Gene Ontology annotation, biological process: response to oxidative stress. Gene Ontology annotation, molecular function: glutathione peroxidase activity.